This is a messenger RNA of Pyrus x bretschneideri (Chinese white pear), 750 nucleotides long. RefSeq lists its product as uncharacterized. The coding region runs from base 1 to 750 and encodes 249 amino acids. NCBI's taxonomy places the organism in Eukaryota, Viridiplantae, Streptophyta, Magnoliopsida, Rosales, Rosaceae. The transcript is spliced from 3 exons. The record is from RefSeq and is a predicted model, not a curated record.
AUGACUGUUAUGACUGCUAUGUUUGCUCAAAAUGUUGCUCCUUAUCAAAUUGGUGAAGCAUGGAUUCUUGACACUGGCGCCUCACAUCAUAUGACCUCUGAUGUUCAUAAUCUUAAUCAAGUUGUUCCUUUUGAAGGCUUUGAUAAGAUCAAGAUUGGGAAUGGCCAAGGACAAGAUGGUAUUAUUAUUACUAGAUCUGAUGCAUCUCAGGUUCAACAUACAAUUGAUCAGCUUGGGGAGUUGUUUGAUCUUAAAGACGUUGGAGCUCUUACUUAUUUUCUUGGUCUUUAUAUCCAAUAUCGAGACAAUGGUACUUUGUUUGUAAAUCAAACCAAGUAUGCCAAAGAGCUACUCAAGAAAGCAGGGAUAGACAUUUGUAAACCAGCUUCAACUUCUUCCAAACCUCAUACUCAAGUUUGUACUACUGAAGGCCUUCCUUUGGAGGAUCCAACUUUCUAUAGAAGUUUUGUAGGUGUUCUUCAGUACCUUAGAUUUACUAGGCCUGAUAUAUCACAUGUUGUCAAUGUUGUUUGUCAGUAUAUGAGUCAUCCUACUGAAUCUCAUUUGUUCUUGGUCAAGCGAAUUCUCAGAUAUAUCCAGGGUAUAUUACAUUGUGGUAUUAAUUUUCAGCCUUCUCCUGAUACACAAUUGUCUGCCUACUCAGAUUCCGAUUGGGUAGCCAAUAUAAGUACACGACUAUCUCAGACUAGUUAUGUUGUGUUUUUUGGUCCCAAUCCUAUAUCUUGGUAG